Syngnathoides biaculeatus (alligator pipefish) is the source of this 1810-nucleotide messenger RNA. RefSeq names its product laminin subunit gamma-2. Gene Ontology annotation, molecular function: protein binding. The record is from RefSeq and is a predicted model, not a curated record. The transcript is spliced from 9 exons. NCBI's taxonomy places the organism in Eukaryota, Metazoa, Chordata, Actinopteri, Syngnathiformes, Syngnathidae. The coding region runs from base 628 to 1659 and encodes 343 amino acids.
CAACAAAAAGACGUUAAAUUGUUACCUUGGACAGGGUCGAUUCAAAUUCUUGUAGUGACUAGAUAACGCAGGUCUACCUAAUGUGAGUAGUGAAUGUACAUGAAAGUGAUCCAAUGGAAUCAGUAGUUUUUACUAGAACAGACACAUUUUUGCAUUAUGUAUGUCGUACAGCAUUAUGGUUUUGCACAAGGGUCAUUUAACCAUAUACAGAAAGCUUGAUCUAUUUCAUCAUUAUGUGUCAGUAUUUUUUGGCUCCACAAAGGACAUCACACUUGUGGGAUUUUGGGAUCGAAUACAAUCUUCUUUGAAUAUUCUUGCAGGUACAUUGAAAGUACAAUGUUCAUUUGUGUUAAGGCGCUUGUAAUGGAUUUGUCUAUCUUGCCCAUUAGCGCUCCCGCUGGAAGCCUCGUGUAAAAACUCCAUUCAGCCACUUUUCCUCCCCCUCUUUUUCCUUCCAAAGCAAAAUCACAUGAUGUGUAUUUUGUCAUAUGACGCUGAUGAGAGGACUAGUCCCAGCUCAAGCAGGCUCCACAAGGGGAAAAAAAGUUGUCAGUGAUUUGUCAGAGACUAAAUGACGCUGUAGAUGAACUUUGGAGAGGAGAAGAGUCGCGGAGCAUCUCGGGGAGGAUGGACGGUUGGGCACCUUUGGCCCUGAUCCCUGCCUUUUGGUUCAUUGGCUUGGUGAUGAGUCAGACCACACCCACGCCCGCUGCCCUCACCACCCCUCUUGUGGACAACGCCACUGUUCUGACGCCAACUCCUGCUCUUGUCAGCAGCACUGCCGCCAGCUGCUCUGCAUUCAACACUUCCAACUGUCAGCCCUGCGCGCCGGGAUCGCAGUACGAUAAUGGCACCCUGCUAUGCCUGUGCUGCUCUGAACCUGGGCUGUGUCUAUUUCCUGGAGCGUGUCUCCCUUGCACCGCUGGCUUUUAUCAGCCACUGGCUGGACAGCAGCAGUGCGUGCCUUGCAAACAGGGCUUCUACACAAAUUUUACUGGGAGUCCACUGUGCCACCCAUGCCCCCCUGGAUCCUUCAACAACAACACUGGUGCAGACCACUGUGCAAGUUGCUCCCCAGGUUAUUUCUCCUCACUGCACAGUUCCACAUUGUGUGUGCCGUGUUCAAGAGGGACCUUUUGCAACUCCUCUGGUUGCUCCCAAUGCCAGACAUGUCCCGGGGGUUCAGAGACACUCCAGUCUGCAGCAAAAGAUUGCACUCCGUGUCGGCCAGGCAUGCAUAAAGCUUCCCAUCAGACAAUGUGUCAGAUCUGCAGCAGUGGCACGUUCCAGAUCCAUUGGGGUCAAGAGAGCUGUGACGUCUGCCCAGAAAACCAUUACUGUCCAAGUCCGGACGUGAACCCCAUUCUUUGUCCCAACGACGCCUUCUGUCCCGAGGGCAGCACCGGUCCAGGCUACUGCAUGGAGACUUUCUUUCGCAAAGCCGGGGACACGUGUGAACUGGCCCCAGUCACCAUCGCUUUAUUAGUUAUUGGAGGAGGGGUGGCUCUGCUCUUCAUCAUUCUAAUGGUCCUGCGAAAAAUGAGAGACAGCGACGGGGAGCUGAAUGUGUCCCGAGCGCCGCUAUUAUGCAAAGAAAGGCCUCAAGGACGCUAUUAUGGAAUCCCCUGUGAUGCGGAGCCUGUCUAUGCCGGUUGGUGAACCCGAGGAGAGAGCAAAAGGGGACAUUCUGUACAUUGAGUGCAUUACUGAAACACGCGUUGCUCUCGUUUGAGUCAUUCUAGUUUGAACGCUGUCCUUUUAUAAGCGAUCUUAUUGGAUUAGGAGCGUCAUGCUGCAAAAACGGAUACAU